AUGGGUAUUUGCAGUUCUCAAAGCACUUUGCCUCAAAUUUUGCUAUUAGGUCUAGAUAAUGCUGGAAAGACCACUUUUCUAUAUGCAGAUAAAUGAGAUCAAUUUGACCCCACAGUUGGAUUUAAUUAUGAAGAAAUACAUCUAAGGCAAAUUGUUCAUGUUGGUGUUUGAGAUGUCAGUGGAAAAUCAACGCUAAGAUGCUUAUGGCCUCUUUACUAUCGAAAUAUUAAUUUUGUCGCAAUUGUAUUUGUUAUUGAUGCAGAAAAAGAAGAGAGAUUUGCAGAAGCUAGAAGAGAACUACAAAUUUUAAUAAAUGAAGAAGAGCUUCGAGAAACAGCGUUUUUAAUACUUUUCAACUCACGAUUUGAGCCAAUUUUUGAUUUAGAAGAGCUUACAGCAAGAGUCGGCUUAGAUUUAUUCCACAAAACAAUAAAAUGAAAAGCUGCAUUAGUUGAUCUAAUGGAAGAAAGCGAAGACUUUAAAUUAGCACUGAAAUGACUUGGUGAACAAAUUACAAAUUAA
Molecule: messenger RNA, 522 nt
Organism: Blepharisma stoltei
Lineage: Eukaryota; Ciliophora; Heterotrichea; Heterotrichida; Blepharismidae
Source: the annotation of a GenBank genome assembly